Messenger RNA from Coccomyxa subellipsoidea C-169, 652 nucleotides. Its product is annotated as Yos1-like protein. The record is from RefSeq and is a predicted model, not a curated record. Gene Ontology annotation, cellular component: endoplasmic reticulum membrane; COPII-coated ER to Golgi transport vesicle; Golgi membrane. Lineage: Eukaryota; Viridiplantae; Chlorophyta; Trebouxiophyceae; Coccomyxaceae. The transcript is spliced from 4 exons. Gene Ontology annotation, biological process: endoplasmic reticulum to Golgi vesicle-mediated transport. The coding region runs from base 146 to 394 and encodes 82 amino acids.
AGAUAAUGCUGGCUUGAAGUUAUUGUUAUUAGAUUCACAUCUAAGGCAUCAGAGCGCAUCAUGGCUUCAAUAAUGUGCAGCAGCUGACGAAUGUUUGGCAUCCGUACGCCUGGAAGUCUGAAAUCGGACUGUGUGUGCGUUUACAAUGUCCUUGUGGACGUUGUUGCAGGCAGUCCUCCUCUUUGUGAACGGGCUAGCAAUCCUGAACAAUGAGCGAUUUCUCGAAAAAUACGGCUGGGGAUUCUCUCAGAUGUCAGGAAAUAGCGGUAUUGGACCAGGUCCAGGGGCGAUAAAACAGCAAACGAUUGGCCUGCUCCAUGCUGUGGCAUAUUUGAGAGUACCCUUGAUCGCGGUGAAUGCUCUUGUGAUACUGGUGAAGCUUCUCUUUGGUUGAGGCCUAAGGAAUGGGAACUGUUGAAAACUUACUCUUCUACGAACAGCUUUUGAACAUUCGCCCAGGUAAUAUUGUAUAUUUGCAAAAGAAAACUUCUGAAGUUGCGAUAAGCACUCCAUCAAGUGAGUUCUAGGGUGGGAUCUGGACAUCAGAAGCAUUAGAAACGAGUCCCAAAUUGAUGCAGCGAUGUGCUGAUCAGUAGCUCAUGAGUAGCCAGUCUAGACCAGUGUAGCACCUUUAAUUUGAAACAAUCCAUUG